Messenger RNA from Carlito syrichta (Philippine tarsier), 3787 nucleotides. RefSeq names its product integrin subunit alpha X (gene ITGAX). The annotation marks the transcript as partial. Gene Ontology annotation, biological process: cell-cell adhesion; integrin-mediated signaling pathway; cell-matrix adhesion. The transcript has 32 exons. Lineage: Eukaryota; Metazoa; Chordata; Mammalia; Primates; Tarsiidae. The record is from RefSeq and is a predicted model, not a curated record. Gene Ontology annotation, cellular component: integrin complex; external side of plasma membrane. Gene Ontology annotation, molecular function: integrin binding.
GCUUGGCCUGGGCUCUGAACACCCCAGGGGUGUGACAUGGAGGGAGUUGGGUUUGGCUGACUCAUGGUCCCAUGGAGCUAAGGAGAUGGGUGACUUGGGCAUCUGCCCCCAGCUUGCUUAUGUCAUCCCCAGCUGCCUGCCUUUCAACCAGCUGCCUGACUCCUUGGCCCAAAAGUUUUCAGGUCAGAAGAGGAAGGUUCCCACCAGGAUUUCUUCCCCCGGCUGCCUGAAAUUUCCAGGUCAAGUACCUUGGUCCAGUCAUUCCUGCAAUAGCCUAGGAGCUUGGAGCUCCAUGUCUGACCUUCCAGUGAUGAUCAGGACAGCCCUCGUCUUUCUAAUGGGCUUGUCAUCUUCUCUUGGCUUCAACUUGGACACGGAAGAGCUGACAACCUUUCACAUGGAUGGUGCUGGGUUUGGACACAGCGUGGUCCAGUAUGCCAAUUCCUGGGUGGUGGUUGGAGCCCCCCAUGAGAUAAAGGCUGCCAACCAAACAGGCGGCCUCUACCAGUGUGCCUACAGGUCGGGCACAUGUGAGCCCAUCCACCUACAGGUCCCCCCGGAGGCUGUUAAUAUGUCCCUGGGCCUGUCCCUGGCGACUGCUGCCAACCCCUUUCGGUUGCUGGCCUGUGGCCCCACUGUGCACCACGCAUGCAGGGAGAACAUGUUCUUGACUGGGUUCUGCUUCCUACUGGGCUCCACCUCCCGGCAGAUCCAGAGGCUCCCGGCUACUCUGCAAGAGUGCCCAAGACAGGAGCAGGACAUUGCGUUCCUGAUCGAUGGCUCGGGCAGCAUCUCCUCCAACAAUUUUGUCAAGAUGUUGAGCUUCGUGACAGCUGUGAUGAGCCAGUUCCAGAGACCUAGCACCCAGUUCUCCCUGAUGCAGUUCUCCAACAAAUUCUGGACACACUUCACAUUCAAUGACUUCAUGCACCACUCAAACCCCCUGAGCCUUUUGAAUUCUGUACAUCAGCUGGGAGGGGCCACUUACACGGCCACAGCCAUCCGAAAAGUCAUAAACCAACUGCUCAGUGCCUCAACUGGAGCCCGCAAGAAUGCCACCAAGAUCCUCAUUGUCAUCACCGACGGGAAGAAAGAAGGUGACCCCCUGAAUUAUGAGGAUGUCAUUCCCACUGCUGAGGCGGCAGGCAUCAUCCGCUAUGCGAUUGGGGUUGGAUUGGCUUUUCAAAGGACACAUUCUUGGAAAGAAUUAAAUGCCAUUGCGUCGAAGCCCUCCCUUGAAUAUAUAUUUAAAGUGGAGAAUUUUGACGCUUUGAGGGAUAUUCAAAACCAACUGAAGGAGAAGAUCUUUGCCAUUGAGGGUACAGAGAUCACAAGCAGUAGUUCUUUCGAAUUGGAGAUGUCUCAGGAGGGCUUCAGUGCUGUGUUCACACCUGACGGACCAGUUCUGGGAGCUGUGGGGAGCUUCAGCUGGUCUGGAGGUGCCUUCCUGUACCCCCCAUACGUGAGUCCCACCUUCAUCAAUAUGUCUCAGGAGAAUGUGGACAUGAAGGACUCUUACCUGGGUUACUCCACAGAGCUGGCCCUGUGGAAGGGGGUGCAAAGCCUGGUCCUGGGGGCCCCCCGCCACCAGCACACCGGGAAGGUUAUCAUGUUCACCCAGGAGUCCAGGCAAUGGAGACCGAAGGCUGAAGUCACUGGGACCCAGAUCGGCUCCUACUUCGGGGCCUCCCUCUGCUCUGUGGACGUGGACAGAGACGGCAGCACUGACCUGGUCCUCAUCGGGGCCCCCCAUUACUACGAGCAGACCCAAGGGGGCCGGGUGUCCGUGUGCCCCUUGCCCAGGGGGCGGAGCAGGUGGCGGUGUGAGGCCAUUCUCCGUGGGGUGCAGGGCCACCCCUGGGGCCGCUUUGGGGCAGCUCUGACAGUGCUGGGGGACGUGAAUGAAGACAGGCUGACAGACGUGGUCAUUGGGGCCCCGGGAGAAGAGGAGAACCGAGGUGCUGUCUAUCUGUUUCAUGGAGCCUCAGGAUCCAGCAUCAGCCCCUCCCACAGCCAGCGGAUCACAGGCUCCCAGUUCUCCCCCAGGCUCCAGUAUUUCGGACAGUCACUGAGCGGGGGUCAGGACCUCACCCAGGAUGGACUGGUGGACCUGGCUGUGGGAGUCCAGGGGCACGUGCUGCUGCUCAGGACCAGACCCAUCCUCAGGGUGUGGGUGAACAUAGACUUCACACCAGCAGAGAUCACCAGGUCUGUGUUUGAGUGUCAGGAGCAGGUGGUCUCUGUCCAGACACUCAGCGAUGCUGCUGUCUGCCUUUAUAUUUACGCAAGUCCCAAGAACCAGUUCGGUGGCCUCCAAAGCUCUGUGACUUUUGACUUGACCCUUGACCCUGGCCGCCGGAAUCCCCGUGCCAUUUUUGAGGAAACAAAGACCCGGACUCUGACUCGAGUCCGAAUCCUUGGACUGGACCAGCACUGUGAAGCUGUGAGGUUGCUGCUUCCGGCCUGUGUGGAGGACUCUGUGACCCCUGUCAUCUUGCGUCUCAACUUCACUCUGGUGGGUGAGCCCAUGCCUUCCUUCAGAAACCUCCGACCUAUGCUGGCUGCAGACACUCAGAGAUACUUCACGGCCUCUCUCCCCUUUGAGAAGAACUGUGGAGCUGACCACAUCUGCCAGGAUGACCUCAGCAUCUCCUUUGGCUUCUCAGGCUUGAAGACCCUGGUGGUGGGGAGUACCCUGGAGCUGAAUGGAGAGGUGAUAGUGAGGAAUGAUGGUGAAGACUCCUAUGGAACCACAGUUACCUUCUUCUACCCGGCAGGGUUGUCCUAUCGCUGUGUGGCAGAGGGUCAGAAACAGCUGCAGCCGCGCUCCCUGGGCCUCACAUGUGAUAGUGUCCUGACUCGGAGCCAGAGUACCUGGAGCACCAGGUGUAGCAUCAGCCACCUCAUCUUCCGUGGGGGCACCGAGAUCACCUUCUUGACUAUCUUUGACGUCUCCCCCAAGGCUGUGCUGGGAGACCGGCUGCUUCUGACAGCCAAUGUGAGCAGUGAGAAUAAUACCCCAAGGACCAGCAAGACCACCUUCCAGAUGGAACUCCCUGUGAAGUACGCCGUCUACACCGUGAUCAGCAGCCAUGAACAAUCCACCAAGUACCUCAACUUCUCAGCUUCGGAAGAGGGGGAAAGCAGUGUGGUCGAGCAUAGAUACCAGGUGAACAACUUGGGACAGAGGGACUUGCCUGUCAGCAUCAACUUCUGGGUGCCUGUGGAGCUGAACGGGGCGGCUGUGUGGGUGGAGGCGGAGGUCUCCUCUCCCCAGAACCCACCCAUUCAGUGCUCUUCAGAGAGAAUGGUUCCCUCAGAGUAUGACUUCCUGACUCACAUUCAGAAGAAACCUGUGCUGGACUGCUCCGUUGCUGACUGCCUGAGGUUUCGCUGUGACAUCCCCACUUUUGGGAUCCAGGAGGAACUUAACUUCAUUCUGAAGGGCAACCUCAGUUUCAGCUGGGUCAGCCAGACACUGCAGAAGAAGGUGUUGGUUGUGAGCAUGGCUGAAAUCACAUUCGACACAUCUGUGUAUUCCCAGCUUCCAGGACAGGAGGCAUUUAUGAAAGCCCAGACAAAGACGGUAGUGGAGAAGUAUGAAGUCCAUAAUCCCAUCCCCCUCAUCGUGGGCAGCUCUGUGGGAGGUCUGCUGCUGCUGGCUCUCAUCACAGCCAUACUAUAUAAGGUUGGCUUCUUCAAGCGUCAGUACAAGGAAAUGAUAGAGGAAGCAAACGAACAAAUUGCCUCAGAAAAGGGGACAGCAGACCCUCAAGUAGCCCAGUGA